This is a messenger RNA of Ilex paraguariensis (yerba mate), 2704 nucleotides long. Lineage: Eukaryota; Viridiplantae; Streptophyta; Magnoliopsida; Aquifoliales; Aquifoliaceae. The record is from the annotation of a GenBank genome assembly.
GAAGUAAAAUUUCCCAUCGCAGAUCUACUGACAUAGCGCCUGAAAUCGAGUCCUUUUCUUUUUUUCCUCUAAAUUGAGCACAAAACUCCUAUAAAUUUGUCACCGAUUUUGAGCGUUAGCGUUAGAUUGUUGUUGGUAGAAAAUAGUUGUUGGCUUGAGAUCGAAUGAUGUGGAAUACAAUCGCUAACUUGAAGGAAAACCUCAAUAAAAUCGUUCUCGAUGUUCAUGAAGACGAUGAUGUAGAUGAGCUAGCGAUGUACAAUUCACGUGAUGGAGAAGAUUCUUCUGUCGCCGAUCGAAGAAUUUCUCACAAUUUCGCACAUUCUAAGUCUCCUUCAUCUUCUCCGCUUGCCAAUGGCUUCGAUUCCGCCUACAACUCCGAGAUUGAGCAAUAUAAAGCAGAAAUCAAAAGGCUUCAGGAAUCUGAGGCAGAAAUAAAGGCAUUAUCAGUUAAUUAUGCAGCUUUAUUGAAAGAAAAAGAGGACCAAAUUUCCAGAUUGAAUGAGGAAAAAGGAUCAUUGAAACAAAAUUUGGAUGCCACAAAUGCAGCUUUGUGUGGAUAUAGAAAUGAAAGCUUCAAGACACCAGUAAACAGCCCUAAUGUGCUCAAGGGGAGUAGUGAUCAGUUAUCCAACCGCCAGCAUAAAGCUGUAAUGAAAAAUAGCACCAAUGGUGUGGUUUCUAAACAGGACAGAAUGAGCAACGGAAGCACACAUUACAACAUGCAAGGCAAUAUUAAGGAGCUUGCAGAUUUGCUAGAAGAGAAAAACAAAUCUUUGGCAGAGAUGCAAGCAACUCACGAAUUGCAAAUAAAGCAGUUGGGUGUGGAACUUGAUCAAGAACGUGGCAAGUUGGCAAAUGUGCAUCUAAGAUUACAAGAGGAGCAGAAGUUGAAUGAAUCUUUCCAGCAGGAGCUGAACUCGUUAAAAGUGGACAGAGAUAAUACCUUCACGGAGAUGGAAAAAACCCGUGAUGAAUUAGAUAAAAGAAUAUCAGAUAUAAAACGAUUGGAAAUGGAGUUGCAUAGGAGGGACAAUGAAGAAGCAGAUGACGAAGUGGAGAGCCUGAAAAGAAGAAUAGCUACACUUGAGAUGGAGAACAGUUCUCUUAAGGUUGAAAAAGAUGGCCUUGAGGCUGCGUUGAGAGUGGCCAGUAAUUCUUCGGGGCACAAAAUUUCAGAUGGGACUUCAAAUAAGAAUUCCAAUAGUUUGAAUGGGACGGCACUCUCAGAAGGUUUUCUGGAAAAGGAAGAAAUGGAGCUAUCUUUGCAAAAACUAAAGAGUGACUUGAAGGAAACACGCAACGCAAGGGACAAAGCAUUGCAAGAACUAAGCCGUCUUAAGCAGCAUUUAUUAGAGAAGGAAUCCGAAGAAUCGGAAAAAAUGGAUGAGGACAGCAAGAUCAUUGAACAAUUACGAGAAAAUAAUGAAUAUCAAAGAACUCAAAUACUACGUUUGGAGAAAGCCCUGAAGCAAGCAAUCACAAGUCAGGAUGAAGUCCGAAUGAUUAAUAACCACGAGUUGCAGAAGUCUAAGGAAAUAAUUGAUGACCUAAAUAGAAAAUUGGCAAACAGUACGAGCAUAAUAGAAGCCAAGAACCUUGAAGUUCUUAACCUUCAAACUGCUCUUGGCCAGUACUAUGCUGAAAUGGAAGCUAAGGACCGUUUGGCAGAAGAUGUAACUGUGGCAAGAGAACAAUCAUCGAGACUUUCAGAGCUUUUGAAGGAUGCACAUCAGCAAGCAGAGGUUUCAGAGAGGGAAAAGGAAGAAAUCUUGGCAAAGCUUUCUCAAGCUGAAAGAACGCUAGCAGAAGGGAAAAACAGAUUGAAUAAGCUUGAGGAAGACAAUGAGAAACUACGCCGUGCUCUAGAGCAGAGUAUGACAAGACUCAAUAGGAUGUCAAUGGAUUCUGAUUUUUUUGUUGACAGGCGCAUUGUGAUAAAAUUGUUGGUGACUUACUUCCAGAGAAACCACAGCAAAGAGGUUCUUGAUCUUAUGGUUCGCAUGCUGGGAUUUUCUGACGAAGAGAAGCUGAGAAUAGGGCUUGCUCAGCAUGGAGCAGGUAAAGGUGUUGUUCGGGGUGUCUUAGGUCUCCCAGGCCGUCUAGUUGGUGGCAUCUUGGGUGGUGGUGGUGGUGGUUCAGCCGAAGUUCCUGCGAAUAUGGCAUCUGAUAAACAGUCCUUCGGGGAUUUGUGGGUUGAUUUCCUUCUCAAAGAAGCUGAAGAAAGAGAAAAAAGAGAAUCUGCAGAAGCUGUCAAUGGAUCUAAGGCAGACCAACAAAAAGGAAGUCCAAAUGGUAAAGGAGCAGCUGCUUCAUCUCUACCUGAUAAUACUACGAAUGCUACGGCAGCUGCUUCUGGUUUCUCAAGAUCAAACCCUUUUCUGGACCAUAACCGAAGUCCCUUGUCUCGUGGAGAUUUUUUGCAUUCCGGCGGCCACUCUGAUUUGGAGUUUUCAACAGUGUCUCUCACUUCAUCAGAAAACAGUUCUCAAAUUUCAAGAUUCCCUCCAAGAUACUGAAAACUUUGUAAUUAAGAAAAAAGAAAGAAAGAGGUAUAGGUCUGUUUUUGUCGUGCAAUUUGUUUCAUUAAUUCUUUCAACCAUGUGUUGAAACGAAAGCAAUUCCCUGUAAUUAUCGUUAUUGUGCAAAUACAUCAACAGAUGAAGGGAUUAUUGAUUUAUAAAACUGCUCAAAGCGUCCUGAU